AUGCACCGGUUCCUGCGUUUCGCUUUCCUGCGGUAUCGUUCCCUGCCACCUUUGGUGAACAAUCGUUUUGCUGCUUUCGGGAUUGGUCUUUGCCUCCGCAGAAUGUCGUCCUCUAGCCUUACGUCGAAUCCUCAGGCUUUGCAAGGCCCUCCUGACGAGGAAUCGUUAUUGCACUACGUGUCGGGAGGCUAUCAUCCUACCAACCUCGGGGAUACUCUAAAUGAACGUUUCGUGAUAAAGCUGGAGUGGGGUCAAUACUCUACUGUAUCGAAGCGACAUGUAGCUAUAAAAAUACUGACGGGAGAAGCAACCGAUACAAGACAUCUACAUGAGCUGGCGUUUCUGCAGCAUCUUUCGCGGACUCACUCGGAACAUCCAGGAUUUUCUCGUAUAGUUCGAUUAAUCGACAGCUUCCACCUCAUUGGCCCGCAUGGGUCGCACUUGUGUAUCGUCACGGAACUUCUUGGAGAGUCCGUGCAGUGGCUGUCGGAGUAUUACGAGGGAGGUCGUCUCCACCCUGUAGUUGUGAAGGACAUAAUCCAACAAGUGCUCUUGGGUUUGGAUUAUCUUCAUAAGAGCAACAUCAUUCAUACCGAUUUGAAACCCGAUAACUUCUUGAUUGAGCUGGAGGAUCCAGAAGCUUUUGUCAAGGAGGCCAUGGACGACAUUCCCCCCGUCGUCUAUCCACCAGUAACCAAUGUGGAUGGAAGGGUUCUCAACUACGUUAAAUCGCAGCCAAUCCCUGUACGGUUUGAAGAUGUCCAGCGCCUGGCGAAGCUUAAGGUGAAGAUCGCUGACCUGGGUGUCGCUUGCUGGGCAGACAAGGUUGAGGAACAUUUCACCGACAUGGUACAGCCUUCGGCUCUCCGAGCCCCGGAGGUGUUUCUCGGUGCUGGAUGGGACUCAAAGAUUGAUAUUUGGAACGUAGGAUGUCUUGUUCACGAAAUGAUCACAGGGGAUCCUCUCCUCCCCGUAGUUUUGAAUGAUCAUGAAGCUCGGCCCUUCCAACAACUCACCGUCAUGAUACUCCGCCUUGGACCGAUACCUCCCGAUCUGAUCGUUCGUGGAAAAUACUCCAGGCAUUACUUCGACCCAGACGGAACUUUCAUGCCGAGUCUCGACUACCCGGGGGUGCCGACCUUGGUGCAGAAAUUGGACAGCAUUUAUAGCAAGCGAUGGUAUCCUGAAGAGGUAGAGCUGUUCAAGUCAUUCAUGAUGUCGGCAUUGGCGAUGGAUCCGGAGGACAGGCCAAGUGCUGCUGUUCUAGCCGAACAUGAGUGGUUUCGAUCUACGUUCGAAUUCAAGAAGAAUUUUUGA
Messenger RNA from Sparassis crispa, 1317 nucleotides. Its product is annotated as Serine/threonine-protein kinase SRPK. Gene Ontology annotation, biological process: protein phosphorylation; spliceosomal complex assembly; regulation of mRNA processing. NCBI's taxonomy places the organism in Eukaryota, Fungi, Basidiomycota, Agaricomycetes, Polyporales, Sparassidaceae. Gene Ontology annotation, molecular function: protein kinase activity; ATP binding. The record is from RefSeq and is a predicted model, not a curated record. The transcript is spliced from 7 exons. Bases 1 to 1317 code for a protein of 438 amino acids.